AUGGCCGUCACUACUCCGGGUUGCAAGGAAAGAGAAAGUAUCUUUGGAAGAAUCACCGAUUUGAUUUAUCAACAAGUCUUUAUUGGAACAUGUACAAGUAUGGACAUGCUCCAAGGAAUCAUGGUGUUUAUAUCAUGGACAACAUAUUCAAAGAAGCCAUUCUUGAACUUUUACUGCCAUGUUGUCAUGGGGAUCGUUUGUGACAUGGGAAUUAAUAAGGCCGUCCCAAAAGACCUCUCGACAAUGCAGGCAUUCAAAUACGCUGUCGGCUGGCGACAAAAUAAUGUUCCUACCAGAACACUAGACGAGCGCAGGGCCGUGCUAGGAUGUUUCCUCAUCAGUUCUGGUGUUGCGUUGGCAAUGUCUAGAAUUGACGCUUUGAGAUGGAAUCCGUACAUGGAUGAGUGCUUGGCCGUCUUGACGGACACAAAAGAGUGCCCAGAGGAUGAGAUACUGGUGAACCUUGUCAGGAUUCAGUUAGUAAUGGACAAGGUUUACCAUGCCCGACGCGAUGGCGAAGACCAAUUUCAGGCUCGCAUCUACAUCAAAUCUUUUGAGGGCCAACUUGAUGCAAUUCGAAAACAAAUUCCACUGCAUCUGCAACGUGAUGAACUCGUCAUUCAUGACUGGGCAAUACAAACCCCUAUUUAUCCAUAUUCCCCGGAGCUUCAACGACUUGAAAGCCUCUAUACAGCCCUACAAGCCACCAAGAACUGGUUAGACGUCUGGUUAUCUUUCUCUCCAGAUUUUUAUCAAGGACUUCCUUUCACAUUGUUCUUCCAGUUUGCUCGUAAUAUUGUGAGCCUUUAUAGGCUGUCAACCCUCGAGGAUCCAGGCUGGGACAGGAACAUGGUCCGGAGCACUGCGAACAUUCUUGACAUUAUCGAACGAAUUAUUUACAACAUGAAAAAAUGUGCCAACAUGGUUGCCGAAGCCAAUCCGGCACUCCGCGAGUUUGACAAGGGAAUCUUCGACAAAGGAAUGAAAAUGAUGGCAUCGAUAAAAUUAGGAUGGGAACCAAAACUAAUGGAGAUUUGGUACCCAAGUUUACCCCCAAGUGGUCUCAAUGGCGACGAGUUUGUUGCACCUGCCACCGAUCUCUCUAACAUGAUACCUUUUGGUCUUGAUGACGUGUGGAUGAUGGAAGUCUUUGGUUCUUUGUAA
Penicillium angulare is the source of this 1164-nucleotide messenger RNA. RefSeq lists its product as uncharacterized. Bases 1 to 1164 code for a protein of 387 amino acids. The transcript has 4 exons. Gene Ontology annotation, cellular component: nucleus. The record is from RefSeq and is a predicted model, not a curated record. NCBI's taxonomy places the organism in Eukaryota, Fungi, Ascomycota, Eurotiomycetes, Eurotiales, Aspergillaceae. Gene Ontology annotation, molecular function: DNA-binding transcription factor activity, RNA polymerase II-specific; transcription cis-regulatory region binding. Gene Ontology annotation, biological process: regulation of DNA-templated transcription.